CAUUUUUUAACUGACGUCGUAAUGCGUCAUUCAAAAGAAGAUGGCGGCGCCCGACGGAGACAUGCAGAAGAUGGAGGUUUCGGUAGAUAGUCGGGAAGAUCAAGAUCAGUCACGUGGCAACACCGAGACCAUUCCCGGUUUCCCAGACACGGACGCUUUUGUUAAGCAUGCCCUUGGAACAGUUGUUUCAGCAACAAAGGCUUCGACUGGUCUUCCACAGGGUGGGGAUGAAUAUGAUUUUUACCGCAGCUUUCCUGGUUUUCGCGACUUCUGUGAAUCACAGGGAGACCGUUUACUCCACUGUAUGAGCCAGGUUAUGCAGUAUCAUGGCUGUCGUAGUCAUAUCCGGGAUCGAAGCAAAGUCACAUUGCUGGAAGAUAAAUUUGAUUUGCUUAUUGAUGCCAAUGACUUAAUUCUGGAGAAAGUGGGUAUUUUACUUGAUGAAGCAUCUGGACUAAACAGGAAUCAGCAGCCCAUCCUCCCUGUUGGGCUUCAGCCUCCAAAGACAAUUGUUUCCAGCUGGAAUAGGAAGACUAGUGACUUAAGCAAAAAAGGCAAAAAUGAAACUUUUCGACUGCUUCAUGCUAAGAACAUUUUGCGCCCCCAACUUAAGUUUAAAGAAAAGAUUGACAAUUCGAACACUCCUUUUGUUUCAAAACUCUUUGUGAAGCCUAAUGCACAAAAGCCUCUACCUGAAGUUCUCAGGAAGAGACUAGAAACACAGCAGAGACAAGAGGAUCUAGAUGUUCCUUCUGCUUUGGCAGAAUUUAUUCAUCAGCAAAGAAUGAACAUAAGUGAAGAGUAUAUGUUCUGUCAUCCCUAUCAGUAUGAAUUGGAUCACUUUGUACCAUUGGAGUUGUCAAUGGAGAAACCAGAUAUUCAGCCCAUCCUCUCACUGCAAGAUGCCCCAUGUAAUUUUGUGAUGAAGUUGGAAGACUUGGUUGCACUCAAUGAAAAACUGCUACAGUGUGCAGAGUUUGCAGUGGAUCUGGAACAUCAUUCCUACAGAAGCUUCCUAGGCCUUACCUGCCUGAUGCAAAUUAGCACUCGAACAGAAGAUUAUAUUAUUGAUGUGCUGGAAUUAAGGAGCAACUUGUACAUUUUGAAUGAAAGCUUCACAAAUCCCUCGAUUAUUAAGGUGUUUCAUGGAGCUGAUUCAGAUAUAGAGUGGCUUCAGAAAGACUUUGGCUUAUACAUUGUAAACAUGUUUGAUACACAUCAAGCAGCACGGAUUCUCAAUCUUGGCCGACACUCGCUUGAUCACCUACUCAGGUUGUAUUGCAAUGUGGAGUCAGACAAACGAUACCAGCUUGCUGACUGGCGAAUUCGCCCUUUGCCUGAAGAAAUGCUUGAGUAUGCUAGAGUAGAUACUCACUACUUGCUCUACAUAUAUGACAAAAUGCGGAUUGCACUACUAGAUGCAGCCAACGGGCAACCAAACCUUCUCCAAUUGGUAUGGCAGAGGAGCAAGGACAUUUGUCUGAAGAGAUUUACAAAGCUGAUAUUCACAGAGGAGUCAUAUCUAGAUCUAUACCAGAAGCAAAAGAAGCACCUUAACACACAGCAAUUAACUGCCUUCAGGCUCCUUUUUGCAUGGAGAGAUAAAAUAGCUAGACGGGAAGAUGAGAGCACUGGUUAUGUGUUACCAAAUCACAUGUUGAUGAAGAUCGCAGAGGAACUUCCCAAGGAACCACAAGGAAUUAUUGCUUGCUGCAAUCCAGUACCUCCACUUGUGCGACAACAAAUCAAUGAAUUAUACCUUCUUAUUCAACAGGCACGUGAGACCCCACUUCUAAAGUCUGAAGUAGGCAGUGCAAAGAGGAAAGGACCCAUGGCAAAUCCUGAGAGAAUGGAGAAUUUGCUUUUUGGCCCGCAUGACGCAUCUUUACAGUCUGCAGAUAAUAAUCACCUUUACAGUGGAACAGGUAACUCAAAUGGGCUGCAGCUUUUAGAGGGAAGUCUGUUCACUGAUGAAGAGCCAGCAGUAGCUGUACCUAUUAGUCCUGCAUACAUACUCGCAAGAGCCAGCAUUACAAUGUUUAAUGGUUUUGAAGAUGAAGAGAUUCCAUCAAAGAGCUGGUCUGUUUCACAACAGAAGUCAAGAACUAUUUUGGAGUCCUUUGAGAACCCAUUCAAAAUGUUUUUGCCAUCUGAGGAUCGCCAGGCUCAUGUGUCACAAGCAGCUAAAUUGGACCCCAAUACAAAAAUGUUUGAAAUCAGUAAGCAGUGGAAGCUUGUAAGUCUGGCACAGCAAGAAAAAGAAGCAAAAGCUAAAGAAGAUGCCAGAAGAAAGAAAAGGGAAGAAAAAGCUGCUCGGGAACAAUCUAAAAAGGAUUUUAAGAGCAGUGUAGAAAAUUUUAAAUCUGUCCGUGAACAAGCAAAGGAUGAAGAAUCCAACAAAAAACGGGAACGUGUAUCUAGUGAACCAGGGUCUGAAACUAUGAAAUCUGACAAGAAGCGCAUGAAACAUUCUGAGGAAACACAGAAGCCUGAUUCUCAGACACCAUUUACCCCCUUUGAUUAUAGCAAGUCAGACUUCAAGAUGUUUGCAGGCAGCAGUAAUGUGAAAAGUCAGUCUGAGUUUGAUCCCAAUAAGCAGACACCUAAAGAGAAGAAGAAAAAUACUUCGACCAGGAAAGGACACCAAUUAAUGGGAAAUAAAAGCAUGUCGUUUGUAGCAACAAAGUCAGACCGUGGAUUUCGACAUAGUUGGCCCAGGAGAUAGAAGCAAGAUCAUUCCUGGAGAAAGAAGAGCUCAUUGGAAUCUUUUUUUUUUUUUUUUUUUUUUUUUUUUUUUUU
Molecule: messenger RNA, 2799 nt
Organism: Xenopus laevis (African clawed frog)
Lineage: Eukaryota; Metazoa; Chordata; Amphibia; Anura; Pipidae
Gene: exosc10.L
Product: exosome component 10 L homeolog
Exons: 25
Coding region: 41-2725 (894 amino acids)
Biological process (GO): histone mRNA catabolic process; exonucleolytic trimming to generate mature 3'-end of 5.8S rRNA from tricistronic rRNA transcript (SSU-rRNA, 5.8S rRNA, LSU-rRNA); poly(A)-dependent snoRNA 3'-end processing
Cellular component (GO): cytoplasm; nucleoplasm; nuclear exosome (RNase complex)
Molecular function (GO): nucleotide binding; 3'-5' exonuclease activity; single-stranded RNA binding
Source: RefSeq, a predicted model, not a curated record